AUGUAUGUUAAAAAAGAUAUUAACUACAUUAAAAGAGAGGAUCUUUCCAUCAAUUGUAAUGAAAAUGGCUGUGAAUUUGAAACACUUUUUAUCGAAAUUUAUAACAAAAAUUUAAAAAAUAUGAUAAUAGGUGUUGUUUAUAGACAUCCAAAAAGCAAUCUUGCACCGUAUUUGGAGAAGAUGGAAUCCAUACUGGCUACAUGUGAUAAAGAAAAAAAGGAGUCUGUAAUUAUGGGGGAUUUAAAUAUUAAUUUUUUGUCAGCCAAAAAUGAUACAUUUCUCAAUAUUCUUUUAUCUCGGUUUUAUCAACUGCACAAUAUACAACCUACUAGAUUUUCUGAGAAUGAUGGUCACUCACUAAUAGAUAAUAUUUUUUUUAAUAGGCUCGAAUAUGUUUGCACAAGUGGUAACUUGCUUUCUCACAUUUCUGAUCAUUUACCUAAUUUUUUAAUAAUCUGCAAAAAACAGGACAGGAAAAGCAAAAAUAAGGUUUACAAAAGGGACUACAAAAAUUUUGAUCAGAAAGCUUUUCUGGCAGAUCUAACAAAUUGUAAUAUGGUUGACUCCCUAGAAGGUCUUCUUAUCGAUAAACAUGCUCCAUUGAAAUCAAUCUCUAACAAAAAAAUGAAGCAAAGAAGAAAGCCAUGGAUCAAUGAUUUUAUUCUAAAACUUAUUGGGAAAAAAAACACCCUAUAUAGCCAUUUUAUCCAAACCGGUGACAGGGAAAUUCUUAAGCAAUACAGGUCGAUUAGAAAUGACAUUAACCACAAAAUACGUAAAGCAAAAUACCAAUACUACAAAGAUCAUUUUACUUCAUGUAAGAAUAACAUAAGAAAGUUCUGGAAGGAAGUCAACCAAAUUAUUAAUUGCAAACAGGUAAAAGAUGAAUCACCAAAUGUUAUCAUCUCCAAUGGGAAAACAUAUAAUAAUCCAACCGAUAUCACAGAACAGCUAAAUUCGUACUUUGUAAAUGUUGCUCCAUCUCUCAUUAAAAAACUUCCAAAACAAACUACAAAGAGAGAUUUUACUUCUUACCUUGAAAAUCAAAUUGGCACAAGCUUCUAUAUAGCACCAGUUACCAAAUGUGAAGUGGAGGAUCUACUAGGGUCAUUUAAUGGGAAAAAAGCAUCUGACAUUUACAACUUUCCUAUCAAUGUCAUUAAAGACAUUAAAACUAUCAUUAGUGAACCACUAAUUAUAAUAAUUAAUAAGUCCUUUUCAACAGGAAUCUUUCCAGAUAAACUAAAACUUGCAAAAAUAACACCCUUGUAUUAA
Molecule: messenger RNA, 1275 nt
Organism: Hydractinia symbiolongicarpus
Lineage: Eukaryota; Metazoa; Cnidaria; Hydrozoa; Anthoathecata; Hydractiniidae
Exons: 2
Coding region: 1-1275 (424 amino acids)
Source: RefSeq, a predicted model, not a curated record